This is a messenger RNA of Rubroshorea leprosula, 2438 nucleotides long. The record is from the annotation of a GenBank genome assembly. NCBI's taxonomy places the organism in Eukaryota, Viridiplantae, Streptophyta, Magnoliopsida, Malvales, Dipterocarpaceae.
AGGAAUCCAACGCUUCAGCAUGUGAGUGGUACUUUUCAUAGCAUAUGGUUCAAACCAAGUAGAUGUCAAGCUGUUGUUUUUAGAGAGAAAUUAUAAGAGUUAAACAUAGAGAUGAAUGGCUUGACAGAUUUUGUAUGGUAUAAACAUCCUGCAAAGAGGUUGGAUGAUGAUGACCUUGUGUUAAUUAUUUCUGAUGAGUCAAUUGAAGAUAUGUUCCAACUACUAAUGUUUAAUGGGUAUAUAGAUAUGUAUGUUGAACACGAAUCCCAAAUUCAGAGACAUAUGACAAAAGGUGGGCCCUCCCACGAAAAUAAUGGUUCACUAAAUGAUGCUGUAAUGGUUGGUGAGACAGUGGCAUGUAAUGUAGAUUGUCAUACAUAUAGGGUUGAAGUUGAUUUAGGGGACAAAAAUGCCUUAGGUUCUAUUACCCAAGAAUGCCAAAUAAUUGUAGAACAUAAUAGAAAUUCAGGAGAUGCAGAUGGAAGAAUCGAAGAUGUGGUAAGUGGUGAUGAGUACAUUGAUGUUCCUUGGUUGAUCGACAAUGAGGAUGAGGAGUGGCAAUUUGCAAGGAAUCUAUAUAAGGAUACUCUUAAGUUAUAUGCAGAUAUUGUUGGAAUAGAAGGGGCUUUAGUUGAUCCAAGUGAAGCAUAUGUGGAGGAAGGAGUCAGCGAUUCAAUUGAUUCUGAUGAUGAGGUUAGUUUUGUUACAACUAGUGAUGAUAAUGAGGUAAAAGAAGCAAGAAGAAGGCGUUCACUACACAAGGUGUUUGAUGAAUCAACAAUCAUUCCACAAUUUGAAAUAGGAAUGAUAUUUUUGAGCAAGAAGCAGUUAAAGAUGCAGUUCUUGCACAAUCUAUUUAUAUGCGAAAAGAGACAGUGUGUGAAGAAAAAUGAUAAAAAAAGAGUCAAGGUUGUAUGCGUAGAUAAGAGGUGCAAUUGGGUUUUGCUACUUUCUCUGGAUGGGAGAAUAAGAAGUUGGAUGACAAAGACAUACCGGGAUGAGCAUACUUGCAGUUACAGUUUGAACAAUAGAAGGGUUAGAUCAAGGACUAUAGCUAGACAUUUCAAUAAGACAAGAGGUAUUUCAGCUACUAUAGCAACCCAAAUUAAUAUCCAACAAUCCAUUAAAGAAGAAUUGCAUCUUGAAAUCACAAUGAGUCGAGCUAGAACGGCAAAACAACUUAUUAUCAAAGAGUUUGAAGGUAAUUGUGAGAAGGAAUACAAGAGGUUAUAUGAUUAUAGAUUGGAGCUUUUAAAGAAGAAUCCCAACUCUAUAGUUGCAAUUGAUGCAAGGAGGCCUACACUAGAUUCUAAACCUAUCUUCUUAAGAUUCUAUGUUUGUUUUGCUGCACUGAGGGAAGGAUUUAUAGCUGGUUGUAGACCAAUAAUCGAUCCAGAUGGUGCAUUUCUCAAAGGUCCUUGCAAGGGUCAAUUAUUAGCAGCCAUCAGAAGGGACGCGAAUAAUCAAAUGUAUUCUGUUGCUUGGGCCAUUGUUAAAAGUGAAAGCACAAGCACAUGGACAUGGUUCUUGGAGUAUUUGAAUUCUGAUCUCAAAAUUGGUGAUGGGCAGUAUUUCACCUUUAUAUUUUAUCAGCAAAAGGUUGAAGAGUCAUUGUCAAAUGCUCAAAAUCAAGUUCCCGAAUCUGUCCAACAACCUCAUGCUAUUACUACUGUUGAAGAGUCAUCGACACAUGUUCAAAAUCAAGUUCUUGAACCUGUUCAGCAACUUGCUGCUACUGAUAUUCAAGUUUCAGAAUCUAUCCAACAACAUGCUUUUCCUACUGUUGCUAUUGUUGUUGCUAUUCAAGUUCAAGAAACUGUCCAGCAACUUGCUCUUCAAGUUCCAAUGGAUGUUCAAGUUCCAAAAAAAGUCUCACAAAAUUCUGAUCAACCAAAUUUAAAUGUUGAGCAACCAAUUCAAGUAAUCACUAGGAAAACUGUGAUGGUUCCAAAGAGACUAACUAAAGAGUUUAGGGUGACAUGUAGGUCAAGGGUUAGAGUGCCUAGUGCUGUAGCCGAUGACCCUGGGAUGAACAACUUCCUAAACAUCACUGAGAAUGUUGCUGUGAAGAGAUGUGCGAGAUUAAGGGCCAUAAAACAGUCUAGGUUGGAUCAAAUGGAGACUGCAAAUUGGGGAUCCCUAUUGCAAGCAAUCAGUGAAAGGAGUGAUGGAAAUGCUUGUGAUUGAGGGGUGAUGGGUGAUGACUUCUUUUGUGCAUACUAUGAAAUGGUGCUCUACUUAGCUAAUGAUGUCUAUUUUGGAGUUUUAGUAGUGUUAAUGCUAUCUAUUUAAUGGUUUAUAUACUAUAAAUGAUGCUUUAUAAAAGGGACAAUUAGAGCAUGUAAAUUCCUAUAAUGUGCUGCAUUGUUUUUGUUUUUGUUGUUCUAUUUUUUUAAGUCAUGUCCUAUAUAAGCAAGCAAUAGAGCAAGGUUUACAGA